Molecule: messenger RNA, 4510 nt
Organism: Eriocheir sinensis (Chinese mitten crab)
Lineage: Eukaryota; Metazoa; Arthropoda; Malacostraca; Decapoda; Varunidae
Product: peroxidase-like
Exons: 19
Coding region: 158-2842 (894 amino acids)
Biological process (GO): response to oxidative stress
Molecular function (GO): heme binding; peroxidase activity
Source: RefSeq, a predicted model, not a curated record
CAGUGUGUGUGAAGGGAAUUGCAACGCGUGGAUCAGUGGUCGGGACGUACUGAGAGACUGACACACACACUUACAUACAGAGACAGAGAGAUAUACAGUGUUAGAAGAGGAGGAAAAGAAGAAGAGAAGAGGGAGAAGACGAAGGAGUCUCUAGAGUAUGGCGAGACUUAAAACAUCUAUAUUAUUACCAUUACCCAGGCACACCAUGGGAGCCACCGCCUUCGUGCUGGUGGCGGCGGCGUGCGUGGCGGGGGUGCUGGGGGACGCCAAGCCUGACACCAGCACCAGCAGCAGCAGCGAGGAGGACAUCCAGGGCAGCCACUCGGUCCCGUCCCCUCACUUCAUUCCUUACGGUGUGGUUACUCCCCUGGCGCCCACCGCCCACCUCACCCCCUCCAUCAGACCCGCUAUCUACAACGGGGGCAGGUCCACCGCCCACGUCCAAGUCCUCCAUCCCGGGGCUAAGGCUUUGGGCAUCAAGAAGGUGGUGGUGACCCGCCCGCCGCUCUCCCACAAGAAUUCCGGCAACCUCUUCCUCGGCUUCGGUGCUCCCAGCUUCACCCCGGCGCCCGCCCGCCACAGGCCAGCGGGACACGACCAUAAGCAGUCCGGUUCGUGCCCUCGCUACACCCGCUGCGUGCCGCUGGUGAUGUGCUCCCCGUGCUUCGAGGAGAUCGAGCCCAACUCCUACUCCCUCACGUGUCCCCUCUACAGCGGCGCAGCGGGAGUGUGCUGUCCGGACCUUGGGGGGCCAGGCACCACGUCGCGCGUGUUACCCCCUCCCCGCCCCAAUGCGCCCCUUAGGAGGCUCAGCUUCUCCAGCGACAUGGUCAACGAGGCCGCCCGCAGCUCUCUCUGGCAGCUGGAGGAGCGCGACAAGCUGGAGUAUUUCCUGAUGAGUAAUGGCAUCACAGUGACCCAACCGGGAACCGCCGAGUACUCCCACCUGCAGUUCUUCCGCACCUCGCCCCUCGCCAUGAAGAUCAGCAGAGACGCCCUCACCCACACGGGCGCCGGGGACUACCUCCUCACCAGGCUCCGCCUCUCACCGGCCGAGGCUAGCUUCGGGCUGCAGCAGGUCUCCUUGAAGGACUCCAUCAUCGAGAACACGUGCCCAAGGCGGCCAAAUUGCGGCAAGAAGGAGAAUUUUUACCGCACCAUCGACGGCUCCUGCAACAACCUCCAGAACCCCCGGAACGGCCAGGCGAGGACCCCUUUCACGAGGAUCACGCCGCCGCGGUACAGUGACGGUUUGUGGCGGCCAAGAAUCAGCGUGACGGGCCAGCAACUCCCUUCGGCCCGCCUGGUGUCCACAACCAUCGCACGUGACGUGGACCUCCCCAACAAUGACCUGACCCUCUUCGUGAUGCAAUGGGGACAGUUCAUCGACCACGACCUCACCCACACACCCAUCUUCAGGUUCUCUAACGACACGGGCAUCUUGUGUUGUGAUGGAGCCCGCCCCGUCCACCCCUCCUGCUUCCCCAUCAUUAUCCCCGAGGACGACUACUUCCACGCCCCCCGCACGCGCCGCCGCUGCAUGAACUUCGUCAGGUCCAUGCCCGCCCCGAGGAGCUGUAACCUGGGGUACACCGAGCAGAUGAACCAGAUCACGCACCACCUGGACGGCUCCAACAUCUACGGGUCCAGCCGCUCCGAGGAACAGGAGCUGCGGGAACACAGCGGCGGCCUGCUGAGGGUGAACAAUGGCCUGCUGCCCGCGGAUCUCUCCACCAUGAUGUGCACCGUCAGCGAUCUGCCCUGCUUCAUGGCGGGCGACAACCGCGUCAACGAGCAGGCUCAACUGGCGGUGAUGCAUACCUUAUGGGCGAGGUUCCACAACGUGAUCGCGCGGGAGCUGUCGCGCCUCAACCCGCACUGGAAUGAUGAGACCCUCUUCCAGGAGGCGCGCCGCAUCGUGGUGGCCAUCUACCAGCACAUCAUCUACAACGAGUGGCUGCCCCUCAUCCUGGGCAAGGAGUGCAUGGCUCGGAACGGCCUGCUGCCCCUCCGCCACGGCUACUCCAACAUGUAUGACCCCUCCCUCAGCCCCAUCGUCACCAACGAGUUCGCGACGGCCGCCUUCCGCUUCGGCCACACGCUCGUCCAGGGCAUGGUAGACCUGUUCGGGAGGGACGGCUCGCACACGGACCGCCUGGACCUCGUGGAUCAGUUCAACAACCCGUCGCUGAUCUACACGCCCGGCAAGCUGGAUGAGUUCCUGAGAGGCCUCGCGACCCAGCCCCCGCAGCAACUCGACAACUUUGUCUCCUCGGCGCUCACGAACAGGCUCUUCGAGAGAGAGCAAGCUUUCGGAUUCGAUCUUGUGGCCCUCAACACUCAAAGGGGCCGCGACCACGCCAUCGGGACAUACAACGACAUUCGCGAGGUGUGCGGACUGCCCCGCGCCAGGACCUUCGAGGACUUCCUGGACGUCUUGCCCUCGGAGGUGGUGGCCGGGUUCGCCCGUAUCUACGCCUCGCCGGAAGAUGUUGACCCCUUCAUAGCGGGCAUUUCGGAGCGCCACGUCCCAGGCGCCAUGGUCGGCCCUAUCUUCAAGUGUAUCAUUACUGACCAGUUCGCGAGGUUGAGGCAGAGUGAUCGCUUCUUCUACGACCUCGGCGGGAUGCCCACUUCGUUCACGGAAGCCCAGCUUCAGCAGAUCCGCAGAACCUCCUUCGCACGAGUCUUGUGCCUGGCCGGCGAGAACCUUAGAGGCAUCCAGCCCCUUGCGUUGAGGGCGCCACGGGGAAUAAACGAGCGAGUCGCCUGUGACAACCCGGCCAUCCCCCACCUCGACCUCACGGCAUGGACCUCCACCACGGGCUCCAACCAUUACUAGCGGCCACAGAGGAGGGGAACACGUGUCGAGCAUGACCAGUGCGCGAGGGCCACUACUUAGACAUUCAGCAGUUACAAGAUUAGUUUAUAGGUUACAGGAAUACGGGAUCGUCAGGUAGAUAGCGCUGAAUCAUCCGUGUUUUGUGUGUGCCAUGACCAGGAAAGGAAAAGGAGAUGUCGCAGGUGGAAAGGCAGGUGUGAACUCGGUAAACGGUGUGAGGCUACGCAGUGUUGUGUGGUGGGAGCAAGAGAAUGUCCCCUUACCGUGUGAUGUAUGCUGCUUUAAGUCAAGGUUGCAAUGGGUGUUGCCACGUGUAGAACUGUCAGUCUUUCCCAUCACCACCAGAUAAGAGAGACGUCGUAAGUAUAUACUCGUCAGCGGUGUGAGGUUGAGCAGGAGGAGGAUAUAUUGCUUGCGGUGUGCUGUACGUCAAGGUUGCUGUAGGUGUCGUGCGUAGAACUGUCCGUCCACCCAUGCUGUAUUUACUCACUACUGCCAGCACUUUCGCCAACCCCUCACAAGCCUUGAACACAUCAUGCACGUAAACAAAACAGCAAACUCAUUGUACAGAAGAAAAUAUACAGUACCAUACGCUGUCACCUGUCAAUCUUAGCCACGAGGAACACCUACUACACCACCAACAACCACCUUCACCAGCUCCUCGCAAAUCCAUCCCACCUCCUGCAAGAUUAAUGAAGUCACCGCACAAAAGGAAGACCUCAAAUUAGCCCACUGGUCGAAUAGGCGGAAAUAUUCAAUACUCUUCCAUCAGUCUUAACCACCAGCAACAUCCAUCACCACCACCACCUCCCGUCUCCUUCAUGAUAUUAAUACAAGACAACAGACUGGUCGUAUACAGGAGGAAACACAGGCACCACAGAGUCACAGCUAUCACAUCACAAGUAUCACAGGGGCCGUGUUGUUACCAAAAAUAGCCACGAGAAAUUCAAAUUGAUACUAGUACAAUAGUUUUUCUUUUUUGUGCUCUAGGUACUUUCGAGAUCCUGACGAUACCUAGAGCACCCAAAAAAUAUUAUCGGUAUCAAUUUGAAUUUCGCGCCGCUUUCUUGGCAACAACAUGGCGACUAUGAGAAAGUUGGCCAAACUCUUCUAUGGCCAAACUCUUCUAUUCUAAACUAUUCUAUGGCCAAACUAUCUUAUGGAUCUGGGGAAUAUGUGAUGAACAAGCCGGAAAGAUGAUACUUAAUGAAAGGGGCUGCAAAGUAACGUGGAUUUUAGUUAAGUGGUUCGACGUUUUUGCGUGAAAACAGAACGAAAAGGUUUACAAAUAGUGAUCGUUGGAUGGACUCAAGCGCAACUGUGGGAUGAUUGACAAGAUGAAUUUUUUUAUGUAACUAGUCAUCUUGUUGUGUGCGUGGAGUAUACUUAAAACAGGUGCAGAAGAUGAUCUUGUGGCCAAAUAUUGUCAUUCUUUUUAUUUCUCUAGUUAUUUAUAGACUCAUUUCUGAAACACACACAUACGUUUAUUCUCUCUCUCUCUCUCUCUCUCUCUCUCUCUCUCUCUCUCUCUCUCUCUCUCUCUCUCUCUCUCAAUCACGUCACACUCCAUGCUUCCCUUGCCAGCAUAAUAACUUCAUACACAUUAUCUUUGUAAAUUAAGUCUUGAAUAGAGAUACGAAAACAUGAAAUAAACAAAGUAUCAAAUAA